AUGCGCGGCCUCACUCAGGCUGCCGCCGCGGUGCUGACACCUGCGUUGGUGUUGGCUCAUGGACCUCACCAUCCCCCACCUCCACCACCACCUCCUCCACCUCAUAUGGGAUUCCUACCUUCCGCUCUCGACGUAACACCUUCAGCUUUUGUCACAGUCAAUGUCCCAUGGAGCGACACUGAAUCGUAUCCUUUGACACUACGAUUUGAUGUACAGGAGUCAGAAGAUGUCUGUGGCCCUGCCAGCAUCAAGCUCAAUGGCGAGUCCCUCGAUCAGGACGCCAAGGGUCACGGCGUAGGAUCAUUCCUCGUCAACAAUGAGACCACCAUCUCAGCUGAGUGGGAUUUUGAGUGCAUCGGCCCCAAGGAGUUCCCCUUUGGUCAGUCAAUGCGCUUCAACGUAAAGGCCCUCGACGACAUGGCUGUCAAUGAAGAGUCUUCCUUCUGGAUGACCUUCAAGCAAACCGCCCCUGUUCGAAUCUCCGAUGUUGGAAACGCUGCCUACGUAUGGAGUCUGUCCGUCCCCUUCAGCAAGGAGAACAGUACAUCAACAGGUGACAAGUCCACUGCCGACCACCCACCUCCUAUCUGGGAGAGCACCCACCGCGACUUCCAGGACCCUGAAGAGGAGCUUCAAGUUGAGUUGAUGGAAUUGGAGGCUCUUCAUAAGCAGAUUCUUCAACUUGAGCAGCUUGUUGAGGAGAGGGAGGCGUCCAUUGCUAAGAAGCUGGGCAAGAAGUAUCCUCCUCCUCCCCCCUCGACUUACAAGAAGAUCAAGGAUUGUGAUGGAGUGCAGUGUGUUUUGCACACUGUAAAGGAUGGCGUGCGACACUCUGCUCAUAGGUUCUACGAUCACGUCUUCGGACAUCCUCCUCCUCCACCUCACCAUGGCCCUCCCCACGGUCCUCAUCAUGGAAACGGCACUCAUCAUGGACCUCAUCCUCCUCAUCAUGGACCUCCCCCGCCUCCUCCCCCUCACCAUGGCCAUCCUUUCCCUUUCCCUGGAGGCCACCCUCCCCCUCCCCAAUGUCCUCCUUGCUCUUGUGAUCCUCACCAUGGCAACCCCCCGCCACCUCCUCCCCAUCACAAAGAUGGACCUCAUGAGCCUCACCAUGACAAGCCGGAGCACGGCCCUGAAGAUUUUCGCGCUGAGGGACAUGAGGGUCACCCACCACCACCACCACCUCCUCCUCACCAUCCCAUCAUUGUGAUUCUCGGCGUCCUUGCCAUUGCACUCGCUCUUUUCAGCGGCAUUGCCAUUGCCUACAUCCACCGCCGCAUAGCUCGUCUCAGCCCCGAGUCUCGACGUGCCAUCCGCCGCGCAUUCCGCCAGUCUCGGGAAGAGCGCCGCAAGGGUUCCGCUUGGAAGGCUGCCUACCGAGCCUUCAUUUCUCGAUGUGUCGAGAACGACGAAGAUGAGAAGGAGGCCAUGCUUAACGGUGACCGCCGCCGAAGGUCUUCUUCUGCAAGCAGCGUGACCAUGGAAGAGGAGAUUGCAUCCUUCCGCGAGGCUGCUAACAUGGUCGACGGCAUUGUUGCUGCCGAAGAAGGCCACAACACCCACGCUCGCUCGUACAGCUAUAUCCCCGGCUCUCCUGUUUCUUCUCGCCCAACACAUCACCACCCUGCUGCUGCGGCAUACCGUAGCUUUCCCGAUGACGAGAGCCUUCCCGCCUACGAUGAUGACGAGCGCGACUCGUCGGUGGUUUCAGAUGGAUGCCGAUACACGCCCGGUAGCUCUGAUUACACCCCUUCCACCUCUGGAUCCAACGCCAGCGACGUUCUAGGCGAUACCAAGAACUAA
This is a messenger RNA of Fusarium poae, 1803 nucleotides long. RefSeq lists its product as uncharacterized. The record is from RefSeq and is a predicted model, not a curated record. Lineage: Eukaryota; Fungi; Ascomycota; Sordariomycetes; Hypocreales; Nectriaceae. The coding region runs from base 1 to 1803 and encodes 600 amino acids. The transcript is spliced from 2 exons.